AUGAGUGAGAGACACACACAGCAAGGAAGUAAAGGGGUUCUACUUCUAAUGGUCUGCAUGGUGACUCUGCUGGAGAUGGCUAGACCAACAGAAGGUUACAGAGUGCAUCAAGUCAGAACCGGCACUUGCGAGGUUGUGGCUUUGCAUCGAUGCUGCAACAAGAAUAAAAUAGAAGAACGCUCCCAAACGGUUAAAUGCUCCUGCUUCCCUGGACAAGUGGCUGGGACGACCAGAGCUGCCCCGUCCUGUGUAGAUGCUUCUAUAGUGGAGCAGAAGUGGUGGUGUCAGAUGCAUCCAUGUCUGGAUGGGGAGGAGUGUAAAGUCCUCCCAGAUCUAAAGGGAUGGAGCUGCGCCACGGGGAACAAGAUAAAGACUACCAAGGUGUAG
Molecule: messenger RNA, 387 nt
Organism: Salvelinus namaycush (lake trout)
Lineage: Eukaryota; Metazoa; Chordata; Actinopteri; Salmoniformes; Salmonidae
Product: chemokine-like protein TAFA-2
Exons: 4
Coding region: 1-387 (128 amino acids)
Molecular function (GO): receptor ligand activity
Source: RefSeq, a predicted model, not a curated record